Molecule: messenger RNA, 5833 nt
Organism: Ailuropoda melanoleuca (giant panda)
Lineage: Eukaryota; Metazoa; Chordata; Mammalia; Carnivora; Ursidae
Gene: VANGL1
Product: VANGL planar cell polarity protein 1
Exons: 8
Coding region: 176-1750 (524 amino acids)
Biological process (GO): multicellular organism development
Cellular component (GO): membrane
Source: RefSeq, a predicted model, not a curated record
GAGACAGGGGCGGGGCCGCGGAGCCCGCACGGCCGGCGCAGAGAAUUUGUUCCCAUCGACAAGUGACUCCUGGAUCUCCAGACCCUUUGCGGUUUUCUGAGUCUAGUAGGUGAAAUUCUCUCCCUCUAAGGAGAAACACUGCUGCUCCUUCCUCAAGAGCAAGCUCCCCAUUGCUAUGGAUACCGAAUCCACGUAUUCUGGAUAUUCUUACUAUUCAAGUCAUUCGAAAAAAUCUCACAGACAAGGGGAGAGAAAUAGAGAAAGACACAAAUCGCCCCGGAAUAAAGAUGGCAGAGGGUCAGAAAAAUCUGUCACCAUUCAAGCUCCCACUGGAGAGCCCCUGUUGGCAAAUGAUUCUACUCGGACGGAGGAGGUUCAGGAUGACAACUGGGGAGAGACCACGACGGCCAUCACGGGCACGUCCGAGCACAGCAUAUCGCAGGAGGACAUUGCCAGGAUCAGCAAGGACAUGGAGGACAGCGUGGGGCUGGAUUGCAAGCGCUACCUGGGCCUCACCGUGGCCUCGGUCCUCGGACUUCUAGUGUUCCUCACCCCCAUCGCCUUCAUCCUGUUACCCCCCAUCCUCUGGAGGGACGAGCUGGAGCCCUGUGGCACCAUUUGCGAGGGACUCUUCAUUUCCGUGGCAUUCAAGCUCCUCAUUCUGCUCAUCGGGACCUGGGCGCUCUUCUUCCGCAAGCAGAGGGCCGACGUGCCGCGAGUAUUUGUGUUCCGCGCCCUUUUGCUGGUCCUCAUCUUCCUUUUCGUGGUUUCCUAUUGGCUGUUCUACGGGGUCCGCAUCUUGGACUCGCGGGACCGGAACUACCAGGGCAUCGUGCAGUACGCCGUGUCCCUCGUGGACGCGCUCCUCUUCAUCCACUACCUGGCCAUUGUCCUGCUGGAGCUCAGGCAGCUACAGCCCAUGUUCACGCUGCAGGUGGUCCGCUCCACCGACGGCGAGUCCCGGUUCUACAGCCUGGGACACCUGAGUAUCCAGCGAGCAGCAUUGGUGGUUCUGGAAAAUUACUAUAAAGAUUUCACCAUCUAUAACCCCAAUCUCCUAACAGCCUCCAAAUUCCGAGCAGCCAAGCACAUGGCCGGGCUGAAAGUCUACAAUGUAGACGGCCCCAGUAACAAUGCCACUGGUCAGUCCCGGGCCAUGAUCGCUGCAGCUGCUCGGCGCAGAGACUCAAGCCACAACGAGUUGUAUUAUGAAGAGGCAGAGCACGAGCGGCGCGUGAAGAAACGGAGAGCAAGGCUGGUGGUUGCGGUAGAGGAGGCCUUCAUCCACAUCCAGCGUCUGCAGGCCGAAGAGCAGCAGAAGGCCCCAGGCGAGGUGAUGGACCCACGGGAGGCGGCCCAGGCCAUCUUCCCGUCCAUGGCCCGGGCUCUGCAGAAGUACCUGCGGGCCACUCGGCAGCAGCACUACCACAGCAUGGAAAGCAUCCUGCGGCACCUGGCCUUCUGCAUCACCAACAGCAUGACCCCCAAGGCCUUUCUAGAACGUUACCUCAGCGCGGGCCCCACCCUGCAGUAUGACAAGGAGCGCUGGCUCUCAACGCAGUGGAAACUGGUUAGUGAUGAGGCUGUGACCAACGGAUUGCGGGAUGGAAUCGUUUUCGUCCUGAAAUGCUUGGACUUCAGCCUUGUGGUCAAUGUGAAAAAGAUUCCAUUCAUCGUCCUCUCCGAAGAGUUCAUAGACCCCAAAUCUCACAAAUUUGUCCUUCGCCUACAGUCUGAGACAUCAGUUUGAAAGUUUUAUAUUUGUGGCUUUAUUACAAAAAAAGAAAAGAAUAGAGAGAUAUAUAUAGAUAUAUAUAUAUGUAUACCAGAGCGGCAUCUUUUUUAUUGUUAUUCCUUAUCGCUGACUGAAGCUGGCAGAGGAAAGACCAGUACCCUUCGACCGUCUGCACUUUACUUGGAAGGAAGCAGGGGGUGUCCGCCCUGGAGAAAAGCGACGGACGACAUCUGACUUGUGCGGAUGGGACGUCUCUCGAAGCUGUUCGCUGGCAUUGCUGUGACAGCUGUAAACCAAAGCGGAGCCGGUGGUUCCUGGGAGCCUCGCCUGACGGCAGCGAGCCCCCGCCUUCCGUCCAGGGCCACGCUGUCCUCUUGCUUCCGGCCCACCCCCCUCAUCGACCUCCAGGGGGACGCGUCUUCAUUCUGUGUCGGGAAACCAGACACGACGUGUCCACUAGAUGCUUGUGUCUGCGAAUGUCUGGUACCACGUCACCCACGGGAGCUGCGGCCCGUUCCGGACAGGCCUGCCUUCAUCUUUGUUCUUUGUUGCCUUAGGUUCUGCUGAGAAAGGUCACCACGAAAAAUGGGCACUAUCAGCUGACAGCUCCGAAUGAUUUUAUUUUGUUUUCUCCCCAAAGAGAAAAGCCACCCGUCCUGUUUCUGACCCUGUUUCCCUAGGUUUGAGCAGGGGGCCCCUUCUUGACCCCGUGACGGUGUGCGCAUCUCCCUCCCUCCGCCCUUGCCCGCACACACCCCACCCCCGGCUGGCUGGUGUCCCUGGCUAGUGAGCCCAGCCUGCAGAGCUGCCCAGGACCCGCUCUUGUGUGCUCGUGGGUUCUGCGCGCUGCCUCCCGUGGGUGUCAUGGAGUGUUCGCGUAGGGAAGCGUGGGAUGCCAACCAGGUUGAACACAGGGACAGCAAGCCUGCCAGACUGUCCCUUUUAGGCUGCAGCAGGAGCCGCCCCCCUCCCAGUUCUCCUCCCCACUGCUCGCAGGGACCAGCGGGGAGGACUUACACCUCGACUCAGGGACUGGCAGGUGCAGCUUGGAGCCUCCCGUUUCCCGGGGAGAGAAGUCCUCACAAAGCUUCGUGGCGAGCUGCCCUGCCAAGGGAGACCAAACAGUGCCCACUGCAGUGACAGCUGCUGCUGUCCGGCCCCUGAUUUCUGACCACCAUCACUGUGCAACUCAUGACCUCUGCCACUUACUACCAGGGAAGGGGCUGCUUUGGCGCUGGUGUUGGAGGUCCUUUUAGUUACUGGUGAAGUGGGGAGAGGGAAUGGGUAAGCAGCAGAGCCUGGGGAAAGGAAAGGUAGGGAGCCAAUCUUAGGAUCCUGGGGGGGGGGUGGCAAGGCGUGCUCGCGGAACCCCGCUGUGGGGGAGCUCUUGUCUGCCUCCAUUUGCCUUCUUGUAUCCAUGGCCAACCUUUACGGAGUAUUUGGCCUUACUUUUAAGGGAUCGGGAGUAGCCAGUCACCUCGCUUUAGACGAGGAGGACACUGUCCAUGCUCUCUGAGUUCGCGAGGACCCUUCCUGGUUUGUGCAUUCCAAAAGUGGUGCAGUGUUUAUGUAUCUUUUUUUAAAAUCAAAAUGGGCUUUGGAUAUUUGUAAGACACCUGUACCUGCAAAAGUAAAUAACAUUCUUGAACCAACAGCCUGCAGCUCGAAAAGAUGUGUUGGAACAGAAGAAAGGAGGAGCCGGUCCUUAUGGCGUGGAGCCAAGAUGCGCUUUGUGGCGACGUGGUUCUGUGGAUGGAAACACAUACCAUGUAACCAUGGUGCUUUUGUUCUUCUUCGUUUUUGAACUGGACAUUCCUUAGGCCGAUGAUGUCUUUCUCAGGAAAUAUAUUUUGGGAGAUAGGGCAAGGGAUGGUGAAAGCGUCUGGACUUUGGUUGGGUCAUGGGUGUCAUGCCCCAGACCAAGCCUUCUGCAUCAGGACCCCAGCAGCUGGAGAUGCUGUCAGUACGUCCUCUAGGUCAUACACAGAGCAUGUAGUUCACGACAACACUAUUCAUCUGCGUUCUAAAAUACUGUGCUCUCGCCCUGUCUUAAGUUGCCAGGCCAGAAGGGGUUAACGUGGAGUCAUUGCUCUGGUGCCUGUAUUCCCAGCAGGGUGGAGAAAGGUUUAAAAUAAGGAAUUUCUUUUCUCUCUACCCCCUUCUUUCUCCCCCAGUUUUUGCAUAGGAGAACGUCAGACUUUCUGAAAUUAUUGUUUCGGUUUUAAAUUGGAUAUCGAUUUUUUUUUUACACGGACUUUGUAUUGAGUCCCUUUUGAAAGAAUAACAAAAUAAAAUGCAGGAUCUUUGUAUAAAGCCUUUGCACUUUCAAAAUCUUAAUAAUCUGAGUGACUGGUACAGUGGGAACAGUGUAAAUGGCAUUAAAAAGAUUUAAGGUUUCAGAAAGCUGCAUCACCCAGUCGAACGUGAUGCGUUUUUAUUUCAGUCCUUGGAACCAAUAGGCCAUUCUUUUUAAAAAGAGGGUAAACUGCCCUAGGGCUAGUGAAAUAUGUGAGACUUCACACUGGAGGAGGCAAGAUUUCAUUUGCCUUAAAUGUUUAUAGAUUUUCUAUAACUUUCAACCCAAGUUAUUAAAACGUGAAUGUUAAAUGUUCGGAGUAGGAGACGAAUGACGAGCGAGCGCAGGCCUGAGAUCAUUCCCUCCCCUGGCGGUGUUUUAACCGGUGGCUAACUAUUGUUCCUUCGUGUAUACUUCUGAAGGGGAUGAUAAUUUUUAAUCAUCCAGGAACUGAAUGUGAAAACAUCUGCAUGCUUAGCGUUGGAAGGAACUUUCCCUUUUUAUAGUUCACCCAUCCUUUGCAUUAUCCGUGAGGUCAGAGUGUGUAGUACUUUCCCUAAAGUUCACCCUACGGUAAGCCCUUGAGAAAAUGCUUGAGCAGGUUUUUGCCCAGCUGUCAUCAUCCCCUUCUCCCUCUCUGUCCUUCCCUUUCAAAUCUACAGACAGGAUGAAUUCUGUACAGAAGUGCGUGGAGGUAGGUGGCCCCCCUGGGGGGGGGAUGUCUGUGCGAAUGCGCGCAUCACACUGGGGUUCUUUGCUGGAGUUGGAGCUCCUUUUCCAUGGGGAGGUGGUGGCUGGGCUGGUGUGUGGGGGAUGAGAUGAGGUGUCCCCCUCCCCUUUCACCGUACUUGGUGGCUUCCCUUCGUUUUGCACACAUGUAUUUAGAUACAGCUCUAGCUCUGCGGCAAGCCCCCUGCCUGUGGGGGUGCCAGACGUCAUGACCCUGCCCCCCUCCCCCCACCCCCAUCCACACCGGGGGACGUGUUAGUCACUCUGUGAAACCAGGAGAAUCAGGUCCUUUGUUCACACUCCCUCUGGCCAGGUCCUGCGAUGUCAGGCUCCCUAAAUGGGGACGCAUGCGUGUUGGUGGGUGUGCGUUUCCAUACAUGUGUGCAUGGCUCUGAGUGUAAUUACCACAUGGACGGCACGUCUGUAUAUUAGCGGUCUGAACAUCUGUGUCGUCUGUCGCUGGUGGGUGUCAUGUCAGGUAACACAAUGCAUGUGUUUGUAUGGGUGUCUUCAGAGUGUGCCCUAUGCUGGAGAGAUUUCCUAACGGCACCCGUCUUUUGGAAGGCUGCUCUAAAGCCGGUUUACUUCUCCCUUGGCUCCUUUAUUCCUUUCCCUUCGUUACACUGGCUUCUCCCCAGGAGUAAAUGGCUUUAGCCUGGAAGAGUCUUCUGGAAAGCUUGAUGUCCUGCAGGCGAUCCAUUAGACUCUUUCUUGCCCAUCAGGACCCUAUGACGUGAAAACAGCAAGAAACAGAGAAAGGUCAAGCUCUGUGAUAAUUACUGCUCCAACUUUACUACCCUGGAAGCCUUACUAUAUAUUUCUCAAUAUAACUUAAAAAUUGAGCUUCAUAAAGAAAAAAUAAGACCGAUGACUAAAAGCACAGAAAUGUUAACAUAAUAUUUAAGUCAUCCAACAGAGAUACUUCCUGCGAUUGUAAAGUGAUGUAAGUAUUUCUAGGUAGCAUUUAUGCUUUAUGGAUCUUGUUACAAAAAAAAUAAUAAAUCACUACUGUGAAUUUACUAUGUAACCUUGUGGUCAUAUUCCAUCACAAAUAAAAUAUGAAUUGUUCUGAA